Messenger RNA from Fusarium redolens, 1861 nucleotides. RefSeq names its product heterokaryon incompatibility protein-domain-containing protein. NCBI's taxonomy places the organism in Eukaryota, Fungi, Ascomycota, Sordariomycetes, Hypocreales, Nectriaceae. Bases 119 to 1810 code for a protein of 563 amino acids. The transcript is spliced from 2 exons. The record is from RefSeq and is a predicted model, not a curated record.
ACUUACCCUGGGCCGAACUACAUACUUGCAAUACAAAAGCAGGCAUUACCACCUAGAACGCGCCUACCUAGAGACAUAUCAACCACUCGAUUGGAACUACAUCUCAAUUCUUACCAACAUGCUUUGCCAACUUUGUUCCAACCUUGAUAUUUUCAAUCUCUUGAGUUAUAGAAUUGAUAAAUACUGUGCCAGCUUCGAGGGCCCUGCAGAAUUCCAAAACAUCUUCUACUACAUGCCACGCGACUUGUUGCACCACACCCCCGGGGAACAUCUUGUCCCGUAUCACGAGGGACAUGAAAAUCUGAGCAAAAGUUCUGCAACAUGCGAUCUUUGCCGAGUUGUUUAUCAUACGAUAACCCCCACUUUGAACGUACUUGAACUGUUCGAACAGACAUUCGAUUACCCAUCAAAUGCAGCGUCAUACAAGCUUGCAUUUUGCGGCCAGGAAAGUGGGCAAGGGAUUCAGGUUGUUGGGUAUAGAGACGAGCAGUUUAGUAUACAUGCGAUCCUUGGAGCGAUUGGCUUUGCUGUUGAUCAAGGUGAGUAUGAAAGUCCUCUAUCUGAAGUCCUUGGGAGACGUAAGCUCCCAUCUUCACCGCAGUCGAAAGAUGGCCUCGAAUUCAUGCAGAAAUGGCUGUUAAAGUGUUCAUCCCAUCAUGGGCAUCAGCAUAUAUCCAAGUUAUUACCCACAAGGUUGCUGAGAUACGAUGAAACGACACAAACAGCCGUUCUUUGCAGCUCUGUCCCUGAAGAUACAACCUACGCUGCCCUCGGUCAUUGCUGGGGAUCAGUCCAGCCUCUGACACUGGCCACCAAUACAGCCCAGCAACUCUAUAACGGAAUGUCAAUCGAAGCUUUCCCACGAACAUUCCAGGAUGCAUUCUGGGUGACCCGAAAACUCAAUAUCCCUUAUCUGUGGAUUGAUAGUCUCUGUAUUGUUCAAGAUUCUAAUGAUGACUGGGUUCGCGAGUCAGCUCGGAUGUGCGACGUAUAUGGAAACGCACAUCUUACCAUCGCUGCUACCAAGUCCAAGGACAGCUCUGAAGGGUUUCUACGACCCAGAUCAGAGUCUUUCUAUACCGAAAUCCCUUUUCUGGGAGGCGAAGUUCCUGGAAAUGUUUCAAUCUUUCCUAUGCCGAAUAGUCACGUAGAGGCGCCGUAUCGAAUCCUCGAUCUUGACGAAGAUCCAUUAUCGAAACGCGCUUGGGCCUUCCAGGAACGCUACCUAUCCCCUCGAACAUUACAUUUCGCUCAUGCACAGAUGUACUUUGAAUGCGAAUCGGGCUUUCAGGCACAGGAGGGGUACACUACACCUACAAACCACCCACGACCGUUCAAUAUCCCCAAGAGAGAGGGGCGAGACCAAGACGAGAGACAAAUCAGGGUUGACUGGAACUUUAUGGUUACGAGAUAUACCCAGAGAUUCAUAACUAUGGAAAGCGAUAGGCUCCCAGCUUUGGGUGGCUUGGCUGCCCGCUUGUCUCUCGAAUUUGCCCAGCAGGGAUCGAACAGCGAGUAUCUUGCCGGAUUAUGGAAGGACAAUCUCUUCUGUGAUCUCUGCUGGUUUGUCCUAGAUCAACACCCAAAACGAAAGGACCCCACUACCUAUUCGGCGCCAAGUUGGUCCUGGGUUUCUAUGAAUUACCCAGUUCAUUAUCACUACCACGAUGAAUCAGAGAAUCUCGCAAUUUUGAGAGAGGCAAAGGUUAACUUGGAAAACGAUGUGAGUCCAUUUGGUAGAGUCACUGGUGGCUGGAUACGCCUGUCCGCCAUAUUUUACAUCCAUGCAGCGUGGACGACAAAAGCAUAAUGUUUUUUGUUGAGGAAGGUUCACGUUUUUGCAUCAAGGUGCACUGGGAUC